Messenger RNA from Theileria equi strain WA, 3276 nucleotides. RefSeq lists its product as hypothetical. Bases 1 to 3276 code for a protein of 1091 amino acids. Lineage: Eukaryota; Apicomplexa; Aconoidasida; Piroplasmida; Theileriidae. The transcript has a single exon. The record is from RefSeq and is a predicted model, not a curated record.
AUGAGGCUUCUUGUAACUCUAUGCACGAUCUGCGUAGUUUUACUAUCCAGCUGUGUAGGUGGUAAAGCUUCAAACCCUCAGGGUCAAGCAGCUGCUAAUCGCACAUCAGGCACACAGGCUUCUCCUCGGGGCCAACUAAAGACAAAUGGACAGACUAGACCGACUGUUUGUCAGCAGAAUCUCUCUACGUCUGCUCGACCACCUCAAGUUCAAGCUGCUAAACUGAGAGAUGCUUCAGCCGCCGAGGGACAACUUCAAGGUCCAGCACAGACCGAAUCCAAGAAGUUACCGCAGGCGAAUACACAACCAGCUGUUCAACAUACUCCUAAACCAGUUCAGCCCACGUCACAAGGAGUUGUACGGCAGCAAUCUCCACAAGAACCAGCUGCUAAAGUUGUCCAAGAGGUACCAAAAUCUGCAGCUAUUCCACAGAAUCAAAAACCCGUUGAACAAGCCAAGGCAAAGCCAGCAACUUCAGCUGCUCAAUCUUCCAAAGAAGUCCAAGCUAAACAAACUACUACUCAGAGUCCAAUAAAUACAAAUGGGCAAAUUAAACCAACUUCUCAACCUAAUGCACAGGCUCCUCAGAAGUUACCACAGGCAAGUGGACAACAAACUUCUCGACCUGCUCAAAAACCUGUUGAACAACCAAAUCAGACGGCUACAUCAACUCCACAGGUCCCUCAGGUUCCCUCUACUAAGGCUACCGUUGGAGGUACUAUUUCUCUGACUAAUGCAUCUGGAGGAUCAAAUCCAGUAGCUCCUAAACCUGCUUCAUCAGGUCCUUCUCUUGGAUCUCAGUCUUCUGCUAUAGGUUUAACGAGUACUACAAAGGAUACUAAAUCCUCCCUUGGUCAGGGAGCUCCAACUACUCCACCUGCAACUGGACUCCAGGGUUCUCAAUUAUCUUCACAAUUGGGUAACAACGGAACAAAACUUUUGUCAGCUCAGGGAACUUUACCUACUUCUAACGUUCAAAAGUCUGCAGUUGUACAAACACCUUUGCCAAGUCAACCAGGACUACUCUCUCAUCAGAAUACUGGGAACAAUGGACUCCCGGGUGGACAAUUAAAUCUUCAGACACUCCCUAAACCGGUAGGAACUCCAUCAUUAGGUUCUACAGGAAGUCUGGAUAGGACUAAGUUGGGUCCUAACUCUGACACUAAGGUUUUAACUCAACAAGGUAGUCGGCAAGCAACAGGAGCUCCUGCUCUUCCUAAAGCUGCGCAACCUAAUACUCCUGGAGGACCUCAAGCUCCAGUUCAGACAGAAGCAAAGAAUCAUCCUGUAACUCAGCAGCCACCUGGUAACCCUGUUCAGGAAGCACCAAAACAGGCGGCAGUCACAACUACUCCUGGCAUACCGGGUCCACCAAGUCCACAUACAAACAAAGUAGAGGCACCUACCAGGAAUGGCCAACUCACUCCUGUUGCUACGAAUACACCUGGCACAGUCCAAGAUAAUUCUGCUGGAUCUAAUAACUCUGACCUUGAUUUGGCUAAAGCAGAUCCAAAAAAGGUAAUUGUGGACAAGUUAGCGGAUCAAGACAUAACACACUAUAUGUACCAUCCUAAUGGAGCCACAAAGAUUCUCUCUGUAAGCUUUGGUUCAGCUAAUCUUUGGACUGCACGUCACGGUGAGAAGUUAUUGCGUGCCUAUGCAUAUCAGAAACAGGGCUGUUCCUUCCUCGCUCAUCUAUACAUUCAAAGUUCCGGUAGAUUGAUCCACAUGUUCUUUGAAAAGGGCAAUAACGGUUCUACUGAACUGAAGAUAGAAGAUUUUAGAACAAAGUAUGAGGGAAUGUUAUCGUCAAAACCAGCUGCACCAGUGAACAAAAACAGUAAAAAGAAGAAUUCAGGUAAACAGGAUAAGGGAUCUUCAGGAGUUAUUGAUAUAGAAAAUCCUGAUAACUCGCUCUGUAAAACAUUCAAAUGCGUUAUGGAUGAUGUUGAGACACUUUUAUGCGUUCCGUUUUGGGGAUUAAAGGAGGUAAAGUGCGGUUCUACCAGUGUAUGGAAGGCAGACGAAGAUAAAGAAUGCACUCUUCUAAAGAUACACUAUGAUAAGGAUAAAAAACCUGUUAUGAUUCAUGCAACUGCGGAAUCUUGUUCUGAAGUUGUUGCUUAUUCACGAAUAUAUAAAAACAGAUUUGGGAAAAAGAAAUGGAAGAAUGUUAAGAUCUCCUACGACAAGGAACUUAAAAAUUUCGCUACAACCAGGAAUUCUGUUAAUGGAUUCGUCUUGGAUGUCAUGGAUGUAGAAAAUACAGAGGAAUGUGACGUUGUUAAACUCAGUCUCUUUGGAAUGUCUACAGUGCUAUUUAUUCCAAAACCAGGAUUCUACACAACCAGAGUUACUUAUGGUGAUGUACAACUUUAUGAAUCUAACCAGAGUAAGUGUGAAAGGGUUAAUGUUGCUUAUGUAACUCGCUACAGCUCGAGUAUUUCCCUGAUGUUCAUAGUUGUUUCAAAUAAUUCAGAUAAUAAGUCUGCUGCUGUGCAUUUUCGUAUAAAAAAAGGUGACAUGCUUCACUCCCUGGACGAGGAAACAUAUUUUAAACUGGUAGCAAGUAUGAAAACUAGGGAGCUUGGCAAUAACUACCAGAGUUAUGAUAUAUUAUCACCUGAUCCAGGAUGCCAAGUUUUGGACUCAUUUGUGGGUAGCAUACCAGCAAAGCUACUCAUUCCACCAACUGGAACUUGCAUAAACAGAUUUACAAUAGGAGACAAUAUGAUUUGGGGAGCUGCUAUCGCUUCUGAAAUUUGUGCCUUUGCAAUAACAUACCUUAGUGGAAAGGAUCCUGACAUUUUACAUGUGAUUAGGGUUAACCCUACUGGACAAGAAGAGAUAUAUUACACAAAAGAGAGUGGAUGGAAGGAAUGUAAGGAUCCUAAGAAAAGUUUGGCCCCUCUUAGAACAUCUGGAAACCCUGUAAACUUUGAGUUGGACCUGGGUUCACAGAAGUAUGAUAAUGUACAGGUAGUUGAUAUGAGAGAUUCCGUAUUUCCAAUGACGCUCUUUGUUCCAAGGGCUAACUUUGUUGCAACCUCUGUUAAAUAUGCUGAAGAAGUGGUAAUUAAAAAGGUAAAGGAAAGGGUUGCUUUUGCUGUAGUUUACUUCAAUGGUGAUGAUCCAUUUCUUCUGUACAUACUUCUUCUAGACUCUUCUGCUAAGCCGGAACCAAAGUACUAUUAUAGAGAUGACAAUAAGUGGAAUUCUAUAAACAGUAAGGAGGACUUCAACAAAAAAUUAGCUACAAUUGCAGCUUCCAACUAA